Messenger RNA from Caenorhabditis remanei, 591 nucleotides. RefSeq lists its product as uncharacterized. The record is from RefSeq and is a predicted model, not a curated record. The coding region runs from base 1 to 591 and encodes 196 amino acids. The transcript has 3 exons. NCBI's taxonomy places the organism in Eukaryota, Metazoa, Nematoda, Chromadorea, Rhabditida, Rhabditidae.
AUGGCUAGUUUUUCUGUGAAUCCUAAUGAUUAUAGUGCUCCGGAACCUAUGAUCAACUCAAAUAACUAUCCCAAAACUGAACCACCGGAGGCAACGAAACUGACUUUUGUGGAUGCAGCCUUACAAUACAUAAAACUUGUGGAUAAUAUUGUCGAUGAGACGGAGGCUUUGAAAUUCUUAGAUUUAGUGGAGGAUUGGAUGCCGAUGAAGAGAAAACAAGUAAAGAAAAAGGAGAUAAAGAGACGGGAAGCUCUUGUAGCGAAUAUAAGCAACGAUCCCCACGACCCCCGUAAGAAGAAGUUCCAAAAGUGUUUGUCCCGCUACCGUAUCCUCGUAUCUCGAUGCAAAUCUCUGAAAAGACAUGAACCGAAUCUCAAAUGGGAAUCCAUCGAAAAAAUCGAAAAAGAGCUGGAAGGAUAUCAAACAAUCGAACAAUUCGAUCAGUUCUGGAAGAGACUUGUCGAGAUGGAAUCCUUCAUUUCCCGUCUCGAAUUCAGAAUCCAUUUCGGGUUCCUUCUGGCUCUGAAGAAACCAUUCGUCUCCGCUAAAACUUGCAUCUGUAAUUGUCUGAAAAGGGUCUCAUCUCAAUAA